Messenger RNA from Exaiptasia diaphana, 2655 nucleotides. Its product is annotated as inositol-pentakisphosphate 2-kinase. Gene Ontology annotation, biological process: inositol phosphate biosynthetic process. The coding region runs from base 113 to 1606 and encodes 497 amino acids. Lineage: Eukaryota; Metazoa; Cnidaria; Anthozoa; Actiniaria; Aiptasiidae. Gene Ontology annotation, molecular function: ATP binding; inositol-1,3,4,5,6-pentakisphosphate 2-kinase activity. The transcript has a single exon. Gene Ontology annotation, cellular component: nucleus. The record is from RefSeq and is a predicted model, not a curated record.
AACAUCAUAGUGAAAAUAUAAUUUUUACAUUUUUCACAAACUAUUUUGAACAUUUCUGACCUGGAAAAUGUCAGURGUUUYAGCUAGUUUGCUAGAGGUUCUUGAAAACAAAAUGGCUGACGGUUCGUCGUGGUUUUAUCGUGGCGAAGGGAACGAGACGUUGGUUGUUGGGCUUCGAGGAUACAACCUAGUUUUACGCUUGAAAAAGAAGUUAAGGCAGUCUUUGAAUGAAAGUAAAUCAACAACUAACGACAAAAMAGAUCAUCAAGAGAUCGAUAAACUAUUGGAUUUUAGCCGCCAUGUUUUCCUCCCCUUGAUGGGAGGGGAGUAUGUACCUUGUGGUCAAACUUUACGUCUGUCUCCUGAUUUUGCUGCGAUGUUAGACAAAGUGUGUGAAUCCUCGAGGCCUAAACAUAGGAUUCACAAAGGCAUUGAUACAGAGGCUCCAUUUGCUGUGCUAAUGCCAGACCUUUGCUUUCUUCCURGUACAUUAAUUGCUGAAGAAAGUUUUGCUAGAACCACAGAGAACUCAAAACCAACGUUUUCUGUUGAGAUUAAGCCAAAGUGCGGCUUCCUUCCUACGUCUMCUURCAUCAAGGAAGCCCAUUCUGUAAAGCACUGUGURUGUUAUUAUUGUAUGCUGCAAGGGGUUAAGGUGUCAGAAGGYAAAUAUUCCAGACAGAGCCAAUAUUGCCCUGUCAACUUUCUKUCAGGUGAUMCAAACAGAGUGUUUCWUGCAUURAAAUCYCUAGUUUCAGAUCCCCAAAAUAAUCUCAGGGUUUUUAAGAACGGCUCUCCAAUCUUCACAGAYGAAAUUGUCAAGGAAUUGAAGGUMRCYGCYAAUAAAMAWGUCUGYUGUYCUGGAUAUGUCUUUGAAAAGWCAUUAGAGGAAUCUGGUUGGGAUAGAAUUGUACAAGYUGAAAGAAGUCAUAAGUGUGGUGCACUUGGAGCUUAUGCASUAGGCUUCAUGCAAACAAUCCUUCAAAUAUUCAUUGACGAUUCAAAAUCUAAAAACAACARUGAAUACGAUUGUACCAAAUCUCAGAUCUGCAUGGGCAAUGGGAACAAUACUCCAACAGAUGAACUAGACAGUCUACAGGGUAUAGGWGCUUUUGGGUGUGGUGGGGUGCUCCAGAGGUURCGRCAGGUGCAGAAAAUGGAUGAUGUAGAUGUAGAAGGAUUGCAUCCAUUGUAUUUCAAGGUGAAAGACUUCUUCAUGGYGAAUAAAGGUGCAAGAAAAGAGUACACUGUAGAUGGCCCUUAUAAUUYUAAUYUAUGGAAAGAGAUCUCCACUCAUUCACAAUCAAAARCUUUGGUUGAUAAACCUUUAGAGCUUUUCUCCAUUGAGGACAUAAUUGUCAAAUUGUGCCAAUUUUCUGUUGCAAGCACUGCAAAGGAUUGCUCUAUUAUGCUUACCUUUCAAGUUUGCUCUUCCCCACCCAAGCAYUUACCGUAUAUCCAAGUAGAUGGCUGCUUAGAUGAAAGUAUUGCUUACAGUAUCAACCUAGUGGAUCUUGAUCCCAAGGARUUUGACAGAGUUGUUAAAUAUUACAGGGAUAGUAUCUCAACUGUACAGCACUACUUACAACAUCACAACAGUAAAUGAAAAAUGGCUGUGAAAUGACUUUCGUUGUUGUAAUACAAACUUUUUUAGAAUACCAAAGCAUAUAUUUAUAUAUAAUUUUUAAAUUGCAAAUAAAACAAAAACAAAAAAGAAACAAUAGUAUAAAGAAAAAAUAAAAUGUAAAAGAAAAAAAUAAAAUAGAUAAGAAAAAUAAAAAAUUACAAUCCUUACAACAUCUUUCCUAUUUYAUGUUUGGUCAAGACGAGUACAAUUACAGCGUUAAUUGUACUCCUUAUAAAAUUUUGUUUUACUGAAUGUACUAUAAACAAAACGCACAACCUCUCGUGCAAUUUGGAAUUGAUAGUCACUCGCAAUGUUUUGAAAGUUAUCCCAUUGCACUCGCCCUAUCAGGCUCAUGCAAUUACGAAGAACUUUCAAAACAUUACUCAUGCGACUGUCCAAAUUGUACUCAAGGUCGUGCGACUAUACUAAUAGACAAACAGUAAAUAAAUUCAAAGAAAAACACAUAUUAAGCAAAUAACAAGUGGGGUAACAACUAAAAAAUUAAAAAAAGAACAGCUUCAUGUUUGUCAAUAUUUUAAUUUAGAGAACUUUACAUACACUACCCUUACAAAAAUUAAUUUACUAGUUUUCUACCUCCAAGUAGGUUUAUAAUUUAAAUCAUUCUAACUAAGUUUCUUGUUAUACAAACAUCUUUGAUCCUUCUUUCAUCACUUUGAUACACACAAAGGCACAAAAUGUCACAAAACAUAAGAACAAUUGAAUAAAUCUAUGCAAUCACUCCRUAUCAGGAACCCAACUUCACUAAUCAUUCAUGACACUUAAUAAUGGUUUGUAGGGAAGAGUGCUGCUUUCACUUGAAUUAGUUUCCUCAAGGACUAUAGUWAUGGCAAUUAUUACAAACUAAAGGAUGGUUCAAGGAGUACGAAGCAGGGGGGGAGCACAAUUCUUCCCUGAUAUGACUUUGUAUCUAUACUGUAUGUAUCUUAUGCAGCAUUUUCUGUUAUGUGCACCCCCCAGGCUUCACUCCUGCAUUAAAUGCUGUGCUCUCUUCUUUAAAAGAAAUACUG